Molecule: messenger RNA, 1048 nt
Organism: Drosophila subpulchrella
Lineage: Eukaryota; Metazoa; Arthropoda; Insecta; Diptera; Drosophilidae
Exons: 1
Coding region: 85-876 (263 amino acids)
Source: RefSeq, a predicted model, not a curated record
CAACCAAGAUAAUAGUAGUCUUUAUUCCAAGCUUCAAAAUUAUUUCAGAAUUAUAAUUCUGAUACACAUUUGGUUAGCCAAAUUAUGACCACCAACAACUGGAAUAAGUGGUUUGUAGGGGAUUUCAGAAGUGAGCCCCAUACCAGACCCAAGCUGCUCCCGGGUUUCGACCGGUUAGACGACAGGCUAAGGGCAGUGCUUCGGGAGGAGGACUUGCAAAAAAACUUGCGUAAGCGAAAACAGGCGGGUGGUGGCCAAAAGCAGAAAAAGUCCAAGAAGGUGAAGAGGAGUAUGAAGCAAACCCCCCGGGUAUGUGAGUUUCAGAAAGUAUACACCGAGAAACGCAAGGAGCUUAAACGUAUGGCGAAAAAACAAAGGAACGAGUUCCAGUUCCGGAGUACUCCUGUGCCCAACUUCGAGCGAUCGCAUAAGCGUUUGGAGAGGCGCAAGCUGUACCUGAACUCUCUGCAGAAGGUGACGAAGCCCCGGUGUCCCGGUACUCUGGCCACUUCGAUGGAGGCGCUCCAGAAACGCGAAAAGGAGCAAAGGCAGCAACGUAAGCUGUCCGGCUUCGUUCCCAGGAUCAAUCCGGGGUCUUCCAUGGACUACCUGAACCGGCAGCCCUUCAUCCCGCGAGUCGAGUCCACCUGCACCCAUCCAAAACCUUUUCGUCUCCAUACUUCUGAGCGGGCACUGAGCCGGCGGCUGUAUGACGAGAGGAAAAGGAUGCGGAUGGAUAUGCAGAUGGAGCUGCAGGCCAGCGACUGGUUUAAGCGGGAGCGCUCUGAGUUCCGCAAGCUCCGCAAAAUGACCAACUUCAAGGCUACUCCAAAUCCCUGGAAGCGGAAUAAUGUCAGCUCUGCAGAUGGCUCGUAGGAAUUUCAUUUUCAUAAAAAUAAAUCGGAAGAGUGAUGCUGAUAACCAAAAGAAACAAUAAAAAAACAUAAAAGCCUUAUUUGAAGAGUGGUACUUCCUCUCAAAAAGAUCUCGAUAUGCAGUUGUUAUAAAAGUUUUGGUCGAAAACUUGGAAUAAAAGAGUAUUUUUUUA